UAAAUACACACUCAAAUCGACCAUACCUCCUCGCCACACUCAUAAUCACAUUGGUCGGCCGCUUUCUUUCUGUCGCCUUCCACAAAUAUAUAAAACACAUCAUAAAAAUGAUGCAGUAUCAAGAACUCGCUCUUCAAAGAAGCUUCAGCUUCAACUCAAGCAAGAUCAAUCCGGCCAACUCUCCGGCUCAUGGCCUACACGCCCGUUCACCUUCCUCUACCACUUUGAUCCCAACCAUCCCUCACCACGAACUCUUCCUCGUACCCUGCCGCAAUUGCUCCUCCUCAUCCUCCUCCCACCGACCAGUCUCCUCUUCCUCCUCUAACAAAACCGUGAAAGUCACCGUGAAGCUUCCAUCCUUCUUACGUUCCCUCAUGAACCUCAUUAACCUCCCCACAUGCAACGUCCUCUCGCUUCCUUCUCCUCCAUCUUCUUCCUCCAGCGUCUCUAACCAGCUGAUCUCGCUCGUCAGGGGUGGAUCCUCUUCCCUCGGGAGAAGAGUCACCGGAACGUUGUACGGACACAGGAGAGGCCAUGUCACGUUCUCUGUCCAGUACGGUCCGAGAUCAGACCCGGUGCUGCUCUUGGACCUAGCCAUGUCAACGGCAACUCUAGUCAAAGAGAUGGCGUCAGGGCUCGUCAGGAUCGCGUUGGAGUGCGAGAAACGUCACCGUUCCGGGACCAAGCUUUUCCAGGAGCCUAAGUGGACAAUGUAUUGCAACGGGAGGAAGUGCGGUGCGGCCGUGUCGCGUGGAGGCGCGUGUACCGAGUCGGAUUGGCGCGUGUUGAACACGGUGUCUAGGGUUACGGUUGGAGCUGGAGUUAUUCCGACGGCGAAGAGUAUUGAUGACGUGUCCGGUGAUGGUGGUUUCGGUGGUGGAACGGAGCUUGGGGAGUUGUUGUAUAUGAGAGGUAGAUUCGAACGAGUCGUGGGGAGUCGUGACUCGGAGGCUUUCUACAUGAUGAACCCUGACAAAAACGGAGGUCCAGAACUCAGUAUUUUUCUUCUUAGAAUAUGAAUAUGUCUUUAUUGACGUAUUAUUUUAUAUUUUGGAUCAAUUAUUGCUGUGUCGUGAAAUAUAUGUAAACGAUAGUGAGAAGGCCUAGCUAGGAGGUACGUACGCUAGGUUUUUUCAAAUUGUUUAUUAUGUGGUGUUUUGGUGGUUGUUUUGGCAACAAGUUUUGUAUUUUUGUUACGUGUAAUAAUAAGUACGUGGUUGAUU
Messenger RNA from Brassica oleracea var. oleracea, 1223 nucleotides. RefSeq names its product protein MIZU-KUSSEI 1-like. The transcript has a single exon. Gene Ontology annotation, biological process: hydrotropism. The record is from RefSeq and is a predicted model, not a curated record. The coding region runs from base 108 to 1019 and encodes 303 amino acids. Lineage: Eukaryota; Viridiplantae; Streptophyta; Magnoliopsida; Brassicales; Brassicaceae.